Molecule: messenger RNA, 9155 nt
Organism: Euleptes europaea (tarantolino)
Lineage: Eukaryota; Metazoa; Chordata; Lepidosauria; Squamata; Sphaerodactylidae
Gene: RGPD4
Product: RANBP2 like and GRIP domain containing 4
Exons: 29
Coding region: 23-9010 (2995 amino acids)
Biological process (GO): NLS-bearing protein import into nucleus; protein peptidyl-prolyl isomerization; protein folding
Cellular component (GO): nuclear pore; cytoplasm
Molecular function (GO): protein binding; GTPase activator activity; peptidyl-prolyl cis-trans isomerase activity
Source: RefSeq, a predicted model, not a curated record
GCCUUCCUCGGCCGCCGCCACCAUGAGGCGCAGCAAGGCGGAGGUGGACCGCUAUGUCUCGUCGCUGCUGGCCUCGGCCCCUUCCCCCAGAGAGAAAUCAAUGAAGGGAUUCUUUUUUGCCAAGUUGUACUAUGAAGCAAAGGAAUAUGAUGCUGCCAAAAGGUACAUAUCUUCAUAUCUCAGUGUCCAAGAAAGAGACCCCAAGGCACAUAGAUUCUUGGGGCAACUCUGUGAAGGUGAAGAUAAUAUAGAGAAAGCUAUUGGGUGUUACAAGCGUUCAGUGGAAUUGAACCCAACACAGAAAGAUCUUGUAUUGAAGAUUGCAGAGCUGUUGUGCAGUACUGAUGUUAUUGAUGGAAGAGCAAAAUACUGGGUUGAGAGAGCAGCCAAACUGUUUCCUGGAAGCCCUUCAGUUUUCCGAUUGAAGGAGCGUCUGUUGGAUUGCAGAGGUGACGAUGGUUGGAAUCAGCUUUUUGAUUUGAUUCAGUCUGAAUUGUAUGCCAGACCAGAUGAUGUAUAUGUUAACAUCAGACUAGUAAAGCUGUAUAUGUCAAAUAAAAGACUAAGGGAUGCUGUGGCACAUUGUCGGGAAGCAGAGAGAAAUAAUUCUUUACAGUCAAGCUUGGAAUGGUGCUUGUGUGUUGUACAGACUCUUAAGGAAUAUCUGGAAUCCAUACAUGAUCCUGAGUCUGAUAAAGCUGAUUGGAAAAGAACCCACCGGGAUCUAUUGUUGGCUUACUCUAAUCUGGUUGUCAUGAUGCUUUCAAACAGAGAUGUAAAAGAGAGCAGAGAAUCCCUUGAAAGCUUUGAUCAUGCACUUUAUUCAGUGAAACAGUAUGUAACUAGAGAUGAUGAGCUGUCUGUAACCUUCCUGGAAAUGAGAGGCCACUUCUACAUGCAUGCUGGAACUCUGCUCUUAAAAAUGGCCCAGCAAAGCGAGGUGCAGUGGAGAGCCGUUUAUGAAUUCGCAGCACUGUGUUACCUUAUCGCUUUCCAGGUUCCUAGACCAAAGUCAAAACUAAUAAAAGGAGAUCAAGCUGAGCAAGAGAAGUUGGAAAUGUUGGCCUGUGACCGACAAAGCCAAUCUGGCCACAUGCUGCUAAACCUUAGUCAUGACAAGCAAGACUUCUUCAAGGAGAUUGUCGAGUUAUUUGCAAACAAGAGUGGGCAAUCUGCUUUAUUUGAUGCACUAUUUGGGACUGAUUCUUGUAGAAAGAGUUCCCUACUUGGCACUGAUGAUAUCCGAAAUGUUGGUGUACAAGCACCAGAAAACAUGGAGCUAACUAGAUAUGAUAUUGGUGCCAUUAGGUUGCACAGCGGCAGUCUCCAGCACCUUACGUGGCUCGGUCUACAGUGGAGGUCCAUGUCCACAUUGCAAGCCAUUCGCAAGUGGCUAAAGCAGAUUUUUCAUUUGCCUCAGGAAACAUCAAGACUUGAGACCAAUGCUCCUGAAUCAAUCUGCAUAUUGGACCUUGAAGUAUUUCUACUUGGAGUGAUAUUUGCCAGUCACUUGCAAUCCCAGGAAACAGAGAAGUUUAAUACUCUGUACACUGUACACCAACCUCGGUUUCUGCCAUUGCCAAUAUGCAAACAACUUUGUACUGAAAGGCAAAGAGAUUGGUGGGAUGCUGUUUAUAACCUUGUUCACAAACGGGCUAUACCAGGGACAGCGGCAAAAGUGAGACUUCGAGUUCAGCAUGAAAUAAGCAGCCUAAGAGCCUUGGGAAAACAUGGACUUCAGCCCGCUCUAAUUAUACACUGGGCAAAAAGUCUUCUUAAAACAGGCUGUAGCCUUAAUUCUUUCUAUGACCAAAGGGAAUACAUUGGACGCAGUGUUUAUUAUUGGAAAAAAGUUUUGCCAAUACUUGAAACAAUCAAGAAAAAGAAAAGCAUUCCUGAGCCAGUUAAUCCUUUGUUCAAGCAUUUUCACAGUGAAGAUAUUCAGGCUUCCCAUGUUGAAGGAUAUCGAGAGGAAGCACACAUAGCAUUUGCUAUACUGGAUGCUGUUGAUGGAAAAACAGAUGAUGCUAUGCAAGCAUUUGAAGCUAUUAAAAACGUUGUCUCGUACUGGAAUCUUGCCCUGAUUUUCCAAAGGAAAGCCGAAGAGAUGGAGAAUGAUGGUCUGUCACCAGAAGAACAAGAAGAAUGCAGGAAUUAUCUAAAGAAAAGCAGAGACUAUCUCAUAAAGAUAAUUGAUGAAAGCUGCACAGAUACAUCAGUAAUGGAAAAGUUACCUGUAUCUAUAGAAAUGGUUAAGGAGAUGUUGGAAGGUGUAUUGCAAGAACUUGGGGACAACGGUGAAGAAAGGAGUUCUGCCUUAAACAAUGACCUGAGCCAUCCCGCCGAAAUGGAAAUUAAACAUUCUACUCCAUCACCCACAAAAUUCUCACUGUCUCCAAGUAAAAGUUACAAGUUCUCUCCCAAAACUCCUCCUCGCUGGGCAGAGGACCAAAAAUCUCUACUUCAGAUGCUCUGUCAGCAAGUGGAAUCUAUCAAGCAUGAGAUGCAAGAACUGAAACUUAACAAUUCAAACACAAACAUAUCUCAUCGGUGGCCUGCUGAAAGCUAUGGAGCAGAGACAAUGUCAGAUGGCUAUCAAGGAGCACAGAACUUUCAUGGAGCACCUUUAACUGUUGCCACAACAGGGCCAUCCGUCUACUACAACCCAUCACCAGCUUAUAAUUCCCAGCAUCUUCUACGAACAGCCGCCACUAAUGUGACUCCCACAAAGGCUCCUGUCUAUACCAUGAAUAGACUUACACCUCAGCAACAUAUAUACACGUAUCAACAACCGAUGCAUACUCCUCCACUACAGAAUACCUCUGCUUGUAUGUUUUCACAAGAGAUGUAUAGUACUCCACUGCGUUUUGACUCUCCUGCAACUGGACUUCUGUCUCCGCGUGGCAGUGAAGACUAUUACAAUUAUAGCGUUCUGCCAACGAACACAAACCCACCGCUCCCUGAGCCAGGUUAUUUCACCAAGCCUUCAGCAGUGCCUCCAGUUCCGAGAUCUGCAGAGCCAAAAGCAUCAGAAUUUGGGAAGCCUAACUUUGGGCCGCCUAUACCAGCAGAGGGAGCAAAGCCGCCAUCGUUAAUAACCUCGGCUCAGUCUGGUCAAUCUGCUACAUUCAAGUUUAAUUCAAAUUUUAAAUCUAAUGAUGGAGAUUUUACUUUUUCAUCACCUCAGGUCGCCGCACAGCCGCACAGUGCGGCCUAUAGUAACAGCGAUAGUCUUUUAGGACUUCUGACAUCUGAUAAACCUAUAAAAGAGGAUCGUUAUGUAGGGCAAAAGCUUCCUGCUGAGCAUGCCACUGGGCAGCGCGGUAUCUUCAGCUUCGGUAUCAAGAAUACUUCGGGCGUUUCAUUUGCAGAAAAAAUGGGCCAGAACCAACCCAAACACGCUGGUUUCAUUAAGGGAGAUGGGUUCAGCUUCCAGGAUCUUGGCAAGCCUAUGUUUGGUAUUCCAAAUCUGGAUGUGGCAAACAGAAGUCAUGAAACAGAUGGCGGAAGUACCCAUGGUGGCGAAGAUGAUGACGACGGGCCUCAUUUUGAACCCGUCGUGCCACUGCCUGACAAGAUUGAGGUAAAAACAGGUGAGGAAGAUGAAGAGGAAAUCUUCUGCAACAGAGCGAAACUCUUCCGUUUCGAUGCUGAAUGCAGAGAGUGGAAAGAGAGGGGUGUUGGUAAUGUGAAAAUUCUGAGGCAUAAAGUAACUGACAAAAUCAGGUUACUGAUGAGACGAGAGCAGGUGUUGAAAAUCUGUGCAAAUCACUACAUAAGUUCUGAAAUGACUUUGACGCCAAAUACUGGGUCAGACAAAUCAUUUGUUUGGCAUGCCUUAGACUAUGCAGACGAAUUGCCGAAACCUGAGCAACUGGCAAUCAGAUUUAAAACACCGGAAGAAGCUAUGCUGUUCAAGAGCAAAUUUCAAGAGGCUCAGAAAAGUUUGAAGGACUCUGGACCAAAUGUUAGUGAACAGGCUACUCAAAAUAUUGGGUCAUCAAGAGAAAUAACUCAAGAUGCAAAGGAGUCUAGUAAGCCUGAUCCUGGAUUCCAUUUUAAGAGUGGCACAUCCUCUCUCGGUGGUAGCAGCCAAGGUUCAGGCUCUAAUCUGAAUAAUACAACAAAAAAUGCAAAUACCAAAAGUACAUUUACAGUUGCAUCAACUGGGUCUAUACCUGCAUCCUUUUCUUUUGAUAAGGGAGUUCUGGCAACACACACAAUGCGUGAAUUUGGUGCCCAGUUUAAAUUGAAGAAAGAUCAGUGGGACUGUAAUGUAUGUCUGGUUAGAAAUAAAGAAAGUGCACAGAAAUGUAUAGCAUGCCAGAAUCCAAAGCCACUUGAUAAAACAACACUCACUGUGACUCCUCAGUCAGAAUCUGCUGUAGCUUUCAAACCAAAUACCGAAAAUGCACAGAGUACGUUUGGACCCAUGCCUGCUAAAACAGAAAACCAGUGGGAAUGCAGGGUCUGCUCUGUAAGAAACGAAGCCAACAUAUCUCAUUGUACUGGCUGCAAGAACCCCAGUGGAACUAACGCACCCGUAUUUGGUCCUCAAGCCACAUUCAAAUUUGGCCAAACAGAUGCUCCAAAGGUCCAACAAAGUGAUGCUCCAAAGGUCCAACAAAGUGACUUUGGGGCUGCUUUUUUGAAGAAGGAAGGUGAAUGGGACUGCAAUACAUGCUUAGUACGAAAUAAAGCUUCCUCAUCAACUUGUGAAGCUUGCCAGAUGCCGAAUCCGUGUAACAGUGCUCCGUGCCCACUUGUUAAUACUGCGCCUCCGACAUUUGGCUUCAAAAGCAAGUUAUCAGAACCCACCAAAGGACCUCUGGGGACAGGUUUUAAGAGUAACAUUUCAGAACAAGGCUUCAAAUUUGGCCACUCUCUAGAGCAAGAGAAGUCUUCUUCCUUUACGUUUCAGAUUCCUUCUAGCGCAGAAGCUAAGCCUAUAAAGACUGGGUUUAAUUUUUCAAUGGCUGCCCCCCCAGGUGGGUUCAAAUUUGGUAUACAAGAGCCUAGCAAAGAUGUGGCAAAAGAUGAACAGAACAAAGAAGAUAGUCUUGUGGAAAAGAAGAACUCCAAGGGCGAAGGUGGCGAAAAAUCUCAGGAUCCGUCUAGCAAACAGAGCAGCAAUUUAGUUUUUGGGCAACAUAGCAGCAUUUCCACUUUUGCUGAUCUUGCAACAACAGCUGGCGAAGGAUUUCAGUUUGGUAAAAGAGACCCAAAUUUUAAGGGAUUCACAGGUGCAGGUGAAAAACUAUUUUCUUCUCAGGCUAAGUCUCCUUCUAAAGCAAAUACCUCCGCUGAUCUUGACAAGGAUGAUGAUGCAUAUAAAACCGAAGACAGCGAUGACAUUCAUUUUGAUCCGGUGGUCCAGAUGCCUGAAAAAGUUGAACUUGUAACUGGUGAAGAGGAUGAGACAGUGUUAUACUCACAAAGGGUGAAAUUGUUUAGGUUUGAUGCAGAGACUAGCCAGUGGAAAGAACGGGGUGUGGGCAACUUGAAAAUUCUUAAGAAUGAAGUUAACGGCAAGUUGCGGAUGCUCAUGCGACGUGAGCAGGUACUAAAGGUCUGUGCAAACCACUGGAUCACAACCACCAUGAACUUGAAGCCCCUCUCUGGCUCAGACAAAGCAUGGAUGUGGCUAGCCAGCGACUUUUCUGAUGGUGAUGCAAAGCUGGAGCAAUUGGCAGCUAAAUUCAAAACUUCAGAGCAGGCUGAGGAAUUCAAACAGAAAUUUGAAGAAUGCCAAAGGCUACUGCUGGACAUACCACUCCAAACCCCGCACAAACUGGUGGAUACUGGGAAAACAGCCGAGCUCAUACAGAAAGCAGAAGAAAUGAAAAGCGGGUUGAAAGAUCUCAAAACCUUCCUAACCGAUGAUAAAACUAAGCUUGCAGAUGAAGAAAACAGAAGCUCUGCUUCUGCUGUGAGCUCUUCGGAUUUGAUUAUAAAACCCCAUGCAGACAGCACUGGGCCUACAUUAGAAUGGGACAACUAUGACUUACGUGGGGAAGCACUGGAAGACUGCACCAAUAACUCUGUGUAUGCACUGCCUCGGGCCAGUAGCCCUGUGAGGAAAAAUCUGUUUCGGUUUGGAGAGUCUACAGCAGGGUUUAACUUUAGCUUCAAAUCUGCCCUGAGUCCCUCAAAGUCUCCUUCCAAGCACAACCAAAGCAGGACUUCCAUAGGCACAGACGAGGAGUCGGACAUUACCCAAGAAGACGAAAGAGACGCUCAGUAUUUCGAACCAGUAGUCCCUUUGCCUGACCUUGUAGAAGUAACGAGUGGUGAAGAAAGCGAGCAAGUGGUCUUCAGUCACCGAGCCAAGCUCUACAGAUACGAUAAAGAUGCCAAUCAGUGGAAAGAGAGAGGUAUUGGAGAUAUAAAGAUAUUGCAGAAUUAUGACACUAAGCAAGUCCGCAUAGUCAUGAGAAGGGACCAGGUGUUAAAGCUUUGUGCCAAUCAUAGAAUAACCCCAGAUAUGAACAUCCAGCAAAUGAAGGGAACGGAGAGAGCAUGGGUAUGGACUGCAUGUGACUUUGCUGAUGGGGAAAGAAAAGUAGAGCACUUGGCUGUUCGAUUUAAGUUGCAAGAUGUUGCUGACUCCUUUAAGCAGAUUUUUGAGGAAGCAAGAUGUGCUCAAGAAAAAGACACCUUAAUUACACCACUCUGCUCGCGUGCUAAUACUCCAAAAGAAUCUCCAUGUGGAAAAAUUGCUGUUGCCGUCCUGGAAGAAACCACCAAGGAGAGAACAGAUUUAAAGCAAGAAGAAGAGGCUGUUGACGAAGUGGUGGAAACUUCAGUAGCGCCAAGUACUUCUGAGACCCCAACAAAAGCAGUGGUUUCACCACCCAAGUUUGUGUUUGGCUCAGAAUCUGUCAAAAGUAUUUUUAAUAAUGAGAAAUCAAAGACUUUCACGUUUGGAAACACAUCAGCAACAGGAUCUUUAUUUGGUUUCAGUUUUAAUGCUCGUCCCAAGAGCCCAAGUGAUAGUUCAGCAUGUCAAACUACAGGAGAGAGAGAACCAGGGAUCACGUUUGGCAGUGUAAACUGCAAAGUUGCUGGGCGGCAGGAAGGUGGCGACUGGAAAUCCUCUGAUGGCAAAGAAGUUCAAACGGCUACCUCCAAAAUGGAAGGGCUUUAUAACUUUUCAUUUAAAAUACCAGAAAAAGCUGAGAUUAAGAAGGAACCAGAUACUGUUACGUCUGAUGAUGUAUUGCUUGUAUAUGAAUUAACACCCACUCCUGAACAAAGAGCUCUUGCAGACUCCCUCAAAUUACCACCGACAUUCUUCUGCUACAAGAACAAACCUGGUUAUCAGAGUAGUGAUGAUGAUGAUGAUGAGGACUAUCAAACAGCAGUGAGGAAUCUUAAUGGAAAGCUGUAUCCUGAUGAACCUAAAGAACCCACAAGGCCAAAGGAAACUGAUACAGGUAUCAUAGGAGAAAAUGAGGCAGAAAGCGGAAGUGAGUGUGUUCUAGUCUGGGAAAAGAAACCAACUCCUGAAGAAAAGGCUAAAGCAGAGACGCUAAAGCUUCCACCAACAUUUUUCUGUGGCAUUAGCAGUGAUACUGAAGAAGACAAUGACAACUUGGAAGACUUCCAAAAAGAACUUCAAAAAAUCCAAGAAACUAAAGAAGCUCAGGCAGGUGAAGUCACAAGUUCAGUUGAUGUGAGGACCACUGAGGAAGAAGCACCUGUUGCAGUAGCCAGUGGACGUGAAGAAUUGCACUCUGCUACAGAAUCUAUACAAACAAUGCAGGCUUUAUUGGGAAUGGAUGAUACACCUGUUGAUCUGUCAACUAAAAAAGAAAAUGAUUUAAAUUCUGCAGCUUCUACCAACCAGGAAAAGGAACCUUUCUCAUUUGACCUUGGCAACAUACAUGACUUGUCUUUUGCUGAUCUGGCUUCAAAUAAUUCUGGGGAUUUUGCUUUUGGCUCUAAAGACAAAAACUUCAAGUGGGCAGAUACAGGAGCAACUGUAUUUGGAGCCCAGCCAGCUUCUAAAGGAGAGAAUGAAGAAGAUGGGAGUGAUGAAGAAGUUGUACAUAGUGAAGAUAUUCAUUUUGAACCAAUAGUAUCUCUCCCUGAGAUUGAAGUGAAGUCAGGAGAAGAAGAUGAAGAAAUUCUUUUCAAAGAGAGAUCGAAACUCUACCGAUGGGAUAGAGAAGUCAAUCAGUGGAAAGAACGUGGUGUGGGAGAAAUAAAAAUCUUGUUCCAUACACAGAAGAAAUACUAUAGAAUUUUAAUGAGAAGGGACCAAGUUCUCAAAGUUUGUGCAAACCAUAUAAUCACAAAAGCAAUGGAAUUAAAACCCUUGAAUACCUCAAACAAUGCUAUGGUUUGGACUGCUACAGAUUAUGCAGAUGGUGAAGCUAAAGUGGAACAGCUUGCAGUCAGAUUUAAAAGCCAAGAACUGGCUGAUUCUUUCAAGAGGAAAUUUGAAGAGUGUCAACAAAGCUUAUCAGAGUUACAGACAGGCCACAUAUCCCUAGCAGAAGAACUAUCAAGGGAAACUAACCCUGUGGUGUAUCUUGAAGUUUCUGCUGACAAUGAACUUCUAGGUCAUAUAACCAUGGAAUUGUUUUCAAAUAUUGUUCCUCGAACAGCAGAGAACUUCAGAGCACUCUGCACAGGAGAAAAAGGAUUUGGUUUCAAAAACUCCAUAUUUCACAGAAUAAUUCCAGGUUUUGUCUGUCAAGGAGGCGACAUCACUAAACAGGAUGGCACCGGGGGACGAUCUAUUUAUGGAGAUACAUUUGAGGAUGAAAACUUCGAAGUAAAACACACUGGGCCUGGCUUAUUGUCCAUGGCAAAUCGUGGCAGAGACACCAACAAUUCUCAAUUUUUUAUUACUCUAAAAAAGGCAGAGCACUUGGACUUUAAACAUGUUGUCUUUGGGUUUGUGAAGGAUGGAAUGGAUAUUGUGAGGCAAAUAGAAUCUUUUGGCUGUCCUAAAGGAACAGUGUCAAAAAGAAUUGUGAUUACAGAAUGUGGGCAAAUAUAAAAAUUACUGUGACAUGUAUGCAGAUGGAAAGAAAUCAGCAUUCAACAGAUCUAGACAAAAUUAUGUUCAGUUUUGGAAAAACUGAAUAUUUUUGGUGUACAAAUGUAAAGUUACAGCUUAUAGCUGAGUACUUUUUUAAAGUGUU